This is a messenger RNA of Brassica oleracea var. oleracea, 1050 nucleotides long. RefSeq lists its product as uncharacterized. The record is from RefSeq and is a predicted model, not a curated record. Bases 1 to 1050 code for a protein of 349 amino acids. NCBI's taxonomy places the organism in Eukaryota, Viridiplantae, Streptophyta, Magnoliopsida, Brassicales, Brassicaceae. The transcript has 5 exons.
AUGCGUCCACCAAUGAUGUUAGGCGGUCGCUUGUUUGGUCUCCAAAGACAGAGGGAAGGAGUUGCUGCAAAUGCCCAACCACGGGAAGAAUUUGUACCUGUUGAACGAGAUUCCCGAGUGCUUCACCCAUCUAGACAUAAUGGAGCUAAAUGGUUCAAGAACAAGACUGAAAUAUCAACACGUGUAAGGAAAAUCAUUGAAGGAUGUUUUAAAGGACCAUGGUACAGCUGGAGAAAAGUGCCCCAAUUUUACAAGGAUGUUUGGUAUUCAACGUUUAAGACUAAGUAUGAGUGGCAUAGCUCCAUCGAAGAUCUAGUGAAAGCUAACUUUGAUGAACUAGCUGCCACUCGCCUCAAAGGAAUGGUGAGCCUUGCAAAAUCCAGAGGAGUGAAACCGGAUUGGAUUCUUUCAGAACAUUGGAGAGUAAUGUCCGAUUACUGGAAGACACCAAAAGCCAAAGAAGAAAGUGAGAAAGCUCGUCAGGCUCGUAUGUUUAACCGUGAUGGUUUAGGUCCACACAGCCACAGAUCAGGCUCACGUUCCUAUGCCAAAGUUCAAGUUAAUCUGAUAGCAAAUAAUGAAGACUUUUCCUUCAUUGCUGUGAUGAAGAAAACACACCAGAAAUCAGAUGGAUCAUAUGGUGAUGAAAGAGCACGCUUAAUUGCAGAAAAAUAUGAUGAAUAUUUGCAGGAACGAUUGUCACAGGUCGAGCCUUCUAAUGGAGAGGUUUUGAUGGAUUCUCUUACUGUGGAGGAAAGAAAUGAAAUCUAUCUGAAGGUUGCUGGAAUAUCAAAACAAGGUCGCGUAUUUGGACUUGGGUCACUUCAAAGUGGAGUUUAUAUGCCACUAGAUGGUUCUGCAGUUUCACCACAAGCUGUUGAAGAUGAUGGUACUUUAACUCACCGAGUCAAGGAGCUUGAGUCAGACUUGCAGAAGGGUAAUGAAGAGAAAGUUCAGUUUCAGAAUAGGAUUGAAGCAAUGGAGAAAAUAUUGAAGACUGCUUUUGGUGAAAAUGUGUUGACUCCAACAGAUACAAGCCCACCCGAAUGA